ACAACAACGGUUAUGAAGAUAUUAUGGGACGACACGGACUAGAAGAAAGGGACGAGAAUGGGGAGAGAUUUGCAAAUCUAUGUGUAUUCAACAAAUUGGUUAUUGGCGGAACAAUAUUCCCAUACAAACGCAUGCACAAAGUUACAUGGAUUCCACCGGACCACACCACAGAGAACCAGAUAGAUCAUAUUUGCAUCAGUAAAACAUUCACAAGAUCAAUGGAAGACGUAAGAACCCAGGGAGGUGCCGACAUAGCUUCAGAUCACCACCCGGUGGUAGCCAAGAUAAAACUGAAACCAAAGAAGCAUUAGACAAUCG
Messenger RNA from Schistosoma margrebowiei, 318 nucleotides. The record is from the annotation of a GenBank genome assembly. Lineage: Eukaryota; Metazoa; Platyhelminthes; Trematoda; Strigeidida; Schistosomatidae.